AUGAGCAGUGGUAGUGGUGGUAGUAGCAGUACUAGCAGUGGUACUACGGAGGUGCUGUCGUACGAGGAGAUUGCAGAGUGUAUCAGCAGUGGCAGCAAGCCCCGGAACAUCGUUGCCGUACCAAACGUUGUGUUGGACGCAACACUAGCUAGUAAGAGUGCACUACCGCGGAGACCGAAACCCUGGGAGCACAAGCAGGUACAAGAAUGA
Huiozyma naganishii CBS 8797 is the source of this 210-nucleotide messenger RNA. RefSeq lists its product as uncharacterized. The record is from RefSeq and is a predicted model, not a curated record. Bases 1 to 210 code for a protein of 69 amino acids. NCBI's taxonomy places the organism in Eukaryota, Fungi, Ascomycota, Saccharomycetes, Saccharomycetales, Saccharomycetaceae. The transcript has a single exon.